Harpegnathos saltator (Jerdon's jumping ant) is the source of this 5220-nucleotide messenger RNA. RefSeq names its product CREB-regulated transcription coactivator (gene Crtc). Bases 79 to 2040 code for a protein of 653 amino acids. Gene Ontology annotation, biological process: protein homotetramerization; positive regulation of transcription by RNA polymerase II. Gene Ontology annotation, molecular function: cAMP response element binding protein binding. The record is from RefSeq and is a predicted model, not a curated record. Gene Ontology annotation, cellular component: cytoplasm; nucleus. The transcript has 14 exons. NCBI's taxonomy places the organism in Eukaryota, Metazoa, Arthropoda, Insecta, Hymenoptera, Formicidae.
GGUGGCGGUGGGUGCUCCGGGUUCCUCCGCGCGCGCGAGAGAGAGAGUGUGUCCGCGAAAAACUAGUGCCGAGCCAUCAUGGCGAACCCACGGAAAUUCAGUGAAAAGAUCGCGCUGCUGAAUCAGAAGCAGGCGCAGGAGACGGCGGCGUUCGAGGCGAUCAUGCGGGAGGUUUCGGACGUCACGAGCAGGGUGGCCUCGGCGAGCAGCUCGGUGGGUGCUAGUCCCACGGGAUCCGGCGUACCGGAGACCCCGCUGUCCGUCAAGAGUGCCGGCGCCAGUCCACCGCAGUCCAGCGGCAAGCAUCUGCAUAUUAACCUGGGGAAUCAGUUCAGGGCGGGCGGCUCGCUGCCGAACGUUAACAACAAUGCGAAUUGCGGCGGCGACGCGAAAGAGCACUCCUCGCCGCAUACCGGCGCGAUCCACUCGAUCGACCUUAAGACGGCGCUCAGCAAUCUCGAGGAGAUGCAACACAACUCGAUGGUCUACCGCAGCGACAAUAGGAGCCGCAGCAUGGGGGUCGGUCCGAUGAGAUCCCGGCCCAUGGAGAAGAGACACGACACCUCGCCGUACAGCGGCGUACCUUACCUGUCGCCACCGCCGCCGGACACCUGGCGGAGAACCAACUCGGACUCGGCUUUGCAUCAGAGCGCGAACGAGGCUUGCCAGUCGACCUCCGCCAUACCUCAUCGACGAGGUAGCGACGCAUAUCAGCACGCCAUGACCGGGAGCGGGAGCGACAACAGGGAUUCUCAUCACAGCUUCAUCGAGCGGCCGAGAUCCUCGUGCGAAAUGCCGAGAGUGCCUGGCAUCAACAUAUACCCGAGCUCGCAACCACCGGGACAGCAGAUACCGAUUGGCAACAACACGGGAUCGUUGCCCGAUCUGAGCAACGUGCACUUCCCGUCGCCCAUUCACACUCCCCUGGAUCAGGAGGAUCACUCGAGUAGUACGCCAUUCAGCAACAGUCCUCAAACGAGCAGUCCCACAAACCUGUCGCCGACCAGCUUGGCACAAGCUGGUAGGCUGUCCUUUUCACAGGAUCACAAUCCGUCAAGCGUCCAACAGGGUGUGGCACUGGAAAACAGCACAAGUACUUCGCAACAGGAUCUUCAGAGCUACCCGCAGCAACCGGCGCCGACGGCGACGUCUCACAGCCCGACCAGCCACUACAUUUAUCAACAACCGCACAGUCCUGUGCCGCCGCAAAGUCCAAAAACGUCGCAGUCGCAGCAACAACAGCAACAGCAGCAGCAGCAUCAACAGCCACCGCAGCAGCUCAACUCACUGGGGUCGUACCGAUCCACGCAGUCGGUGAACAGGCCGUCGCCGCAAUCGUCACCUAGUCUAACAGUUCAAGGAAGUCCUCUGAGUUACAGCAAUAACCCGUCGGCGCCAUCUAGUCCCACGGGACAUCCGGGUCCACCGAACUUGACGUCCGAUGCGAUCGACCAGAAUACUUACUUCAUGAGUCAGGCGCAAGCGGCGUCCCUUCAGCAGGACUUCGAGCAGUUCACGAUGGGACUGGAGUGGCCCAAAUUCGCGCAGCAGCUGAUGGAACUUGGUUGCACCUGGACCACGCAGAUAGAGAUGGACACGCCGGUGCAGGCGAGCACGAUCGGGACGUACAUCGGAUCGCCGAAUCACACGGCGAAUUUCACGCAGAACGACGUGAUCAAUGUUGGCGGCGAAUUAGGCAGCGGAGAUACCAGCUACUUUAGCACGAAUCCGCAAAUGGCGUAUCAGCCGCCGACGACGACCACCACCGCUACCCAGCAGCUCACACCGCAAACGCCAAACACACCCACGAUCAUUCUCACAGACUUCUCUGCUCCGGACGAUCUGACGAAUCCGGAAUUCGUGAAAGACCUCGGCACGGCGAUGAUGGGCGACUUCGACCCGGAAAUGUUUCCAUCUGACGACGCCCUCAGGCAGGGCCUCGAUCCGAUCGACGUGGACGGUUUACAAAUGCUCGCGGACCCUACGAUGGUCAUAUCGGAUUCCAGCGCCGAGGCCCACUUUAGGUUAGAUCGCCUCUAAGAGAAGAGAUUUUACUCAUUUUACCGACCGACAGACAGAUCCGCUGGCUAACGCAUGAAGGAUAAAACAAUUCUGUCCUGGUGUCGUCGCGAAUUAAUUCUUAAGACACUUUGACACAUGGGGUACCACUUGUUGGACACUGGCGGAUUUUGCAGGGCAAAAAUGCGAGUCAAUGUGUAUACUUAUACAUCGCCGUGUAUAUUUAUACAUAUUUAGAGAUAUACACCUUGUCCAACUUCAUUUUUGUGCAGCGCGUGUGUCACACAGAGCGGGUGUGCGAGAAACACACGUUUAUCAAUAUCAAUUGUCUCGCGCCCGAUACGAUAUUUCCUUUUCUUUUCUCCUCUUUCUAAUCUCAACUCGUGCAUCGCCUCCGCGACUUAUCGCAUAUAAAGAAAACAAAAGAAGUCAAGUGUAAAUAGUAUACUAUAUGCAGCAGGUUACCCCUGUAGAUAGUAUACUCGUGUACGAAAUCUCCUUCCGGAUACAAGUCAGUGGUCAACGAUAGUUGUUUCCCGCUCGUGAUAAGACCGUUAAUUGACGAUUAAGUAAUACGAAUCUUUAUUAACCCUUUUUUUUAUUUUACACUACUUUGUACAUUGUAUCAUGUAUGAUCUCUAAGAAGCACAAAACGAAAUGUUUACUGAUGAUUUAUACAUGCUUUUAUCAUACGCAAUUAUAGUAAGAGGUAAUAUCUACCGUUUAGGCCAAUUUAACGUUAGAGAGGACGAUCGAUUCGCGCCCCCCUCAACGAGGAGGAGCGUUUAAAACGCAUAAAGACAUAGAAGUGAGAGAGGAGGGAGAUGCCUAUCGGCGGUACACGCCACAGCAGCAAUCUAGAUCGUUGUGUUUCCUUUUUCUCGUUAUAAUCUUGCGAGAGCAGCUUGUAUACGCGAUCAUAAACGCGUUUGCGUUAGCGGAAUGUAUUCUGGAUGGGGGUGGAAGAUUCGCGUUAUCGCGCUGGCCGAUACACCGAGAUCCCAUCCAGAUAACACAGAAUUGAAUCAUCGAGUCCCGAAUUCGGACUCGUCUCUUUUUGCCUUGGUCGAUCGACAGUCGUGAUCGGAUCCGAUGUUUCGCGAAUUGCAAAAUCCAGAGAUUCAAUGGCGAUCUCGGCGCGAAAGGACCGCGCAGGACCGUUUAUUAACGAGAAGAAUCAUCUCUCUGCAUCUCGAGCGUGCAAUCCUCAUACUGGUCACCACUUCUGUACGUUUAGAUUAGGAAUAGUUUCGUUUCGCCACACGCAACCAUCCCCUACGACUUGUCGUAUUGACUCGUGCUACCCGGGAAAAGAAAUCGAGUAAACUCAAUUGUUAACACUUGCGUUCUGAUUUUCGUAUCACGCUGGACGGACGCGGUGGUAAUAACGAGCAGGCAGAUAUGCGUCAUAUGCGUGUACCCUCGGCGGUUGUCAAUUGUUUUUUGAAAGUAAUAUAUAUUAUACUUUAUACGCGCGUUCGGUGGUGAAAACCGAAUGCGAAAUUAAGAUAAAUGAUAAAGUAUGAGAUCAAGAAAACGACGCUUAUAUCUAUACACAUCGUAAGUAGCGUACCAUACCCUUCUCAGUAACAUUCGAAUUCUUCAUUCUAGUUGAACACACGAUAUAGGCGAUUGUAGUGUUACGGAUUCAGGCUGCGACAAGUCGGAAAGUGCGACGAAUUACACGGGAAUACGGUGAGUUCCCGCGAUGCACACACGCCAGUCGUAUUGCCAGUCGUUUGCGAGCGUGAAAACCGCUUGACAGAUUGGACAAACUUACAAUUCGAAAUUCAAAUUACGAGAACACGAGAGGAAUUCGAUCGUGAGGGAGAGCGACGCGCCGUCUCGAGCUCGUCAAACGCCAUUAAUUAUCCGCGAAAACGUUCAUACCUGAAAUGUGUAGCCUGAAUCCAGCGGUGCAUACCACAGCACUCUCACACGCAUACAUACAUACAUACAUACAUACAUACGCAGGACACAUAUAUAGAUGCAGACCUUCUUUCAUACUACAUUGAAUAGAUUGAAAAUCGGGACGUUACAGACGUAAAGUGAAAUAGUAUAAAUUCGUUAUCGCUCUGAUACCAUUCAUAUCUUAUAAAUAUAGAUCACCUUGUAUCUGCAAGAGAGAAUACAUAAAUAUACCGGAGUAUAAACGUCGAGGAAGUUCCGGUAAGCGCGAAGUGCGGUGGAAGGAAGUGUCCUGUUCCUUUCGUUAUCUCUCAUCGUUCAACACAAACACAUACACACACACACACACACACACACAUGCUUAUCAGUUAACCGCCAAAUACACUUCGCGGCUACGGGAGCUUCUUCGCGCGUACCGAAAGCUCGGCGGGGAGAGUACCUCGAGAACGGAAGAAAUUUAACAAUAAUCUUUACAUAUUUAAAAUGUGAUUAAUGUUGACCAAGUUGAUGAACCAUCGAUAUAUUCGAAAGAGUUGACGUAGUAGAAUGAAAAAUUUCUCUUCCCGUUUGCUCUCUUUUACUUGCAAAGUCUCGUCCGCGUAAAUGCGCAAAACGCAAGAGGUGCCAAAAGCGCGUAGAAGAUAUAUUCGUCGUAGAUUGUAAGAUCGUGCUAUCGAAUCAUUAAUCGUGCAAUAUAAACAUAUGUAAUAUGAUCGUCGGUCGUUUAACAUAGGUCGUUAAACCAAGUUAAAUGUUAACCAAGAUCGUGACGUCAAUUUGUCAUUGUCACUCUUAAUCGUGAACGAGGGGCUCGCUAAAAGGGGGACGAAGAACACGGAAUUCUUCACCGGAAUUUCUCGCAAAGAAAAGAUAAAAAAAAAGGAAUGAACAGAGAGGACAGAUUUUCUCCCAUUAUUAUUAUCAUCGUAUCUCCGACACACGUCGCGAAACGUACAUCGCUGUCUUUCGAUUGAUAUACAUAUAUAUAUAUAUAUAUACACAUGUGUAUAUGUAUAUAUAUAUGUAUGUAUAAAUAUAUAUUCAGGUUACCGAAGAACUCGAGCGACUAACAAAUAAUGUGCGCAACACGCACGUGAAGAAAUCGUCGAAACGGGAUGACACACGAUGACCGCGCGUUGCGUUAAUCGCCAUGCUAUGUUAAGCGAAUUUAGCGUCGAUUCGUGAGAUCUUUCAAUAUAACACGUUACCGUUUUUCCUUUCUCGUUUUAUCGAUACCGUCAGGAAACUGAGAAACAGCGUAACGUUUUCAGAGUUCUCUCUCUCUCUCUCUCU